Molecule: messenger RNA, 805 nt
Organism: Saccostrea cuccullata (small rock oyster)
Lineage: Eukaryota; Metazoa; Mollusca; Bivalvia; Ostreida; Ostreidae
Exons: 5
Coding region: 1-693 (230 amino acids)
Source: RefSeq, a predicted model, not a curated record
AUGGAUACCAAUCUUUCGUAUGAGACCGUUUCAACCGAUAUCAAUAAAUGUUGGCACGAAAAAGAGCCAUCAAUUCCCAAUGGCUAUCAUCUCCACCGACAAUUGGUGGCAUCUCAUACCUAUUAUGCUGAUUCUGUUCAAAGUGCAGAGGAGAUUUCAAGAGGUUUCUCAACUGGAGUUUUUGUCGGCGCAAUUUUCGGUGGACUGGUGCUUGGAUCUAUCAUAACUUCAUCUGUCUUUAUUUAUCUUUUGCAAAGAGCAAGGAAAGAACAGGAGAAGAAGAACAAUGUCUUCCACAACUGUAACCAAAACCCAGCGUACGAGAACGGGGAUUAUGAUCAAAUGAAUACAAGAAACAAGACACAAAACCCUACAAAGGUAUCGAAUGUUAAUCCCUUUCCGAGAGAGCACAAUAUUUCUACUCCCAACGCGACAGAAGACGGUGUAUAUAACCAUUUAAAUGAAGCAGCUACAGCUACAACAAUUACAGAUGACGUCUACGACCACGCCAGGCCGCAUUCCUUGACGUCAUUCCAUUGUGAGGGGUACGGGACUUUGGUGUUUGAUCACGAAGGAAAUGAUGUUUACAUGAAAGGGGAUAUAGACAAGGAAGCUGAAUGUAGUGUUGGAAUGGACACUAAAAAUGAACACACUGCCCAUAAUUACUUUGUCCUUGAAAAAGAAACCAUCUAAUAGAUAGAAUUUUUUAAACCUCUCAUACAUGGAUAAAAGAAAGCAGUUUAUAGAAUAUGUUUUGAUUAUUUUCUAAAUUCUAUUAUUCAAUUUUUCAUUUUUUGUAAUUUUA